AUGACAAGCCCGACAGACCUCCCAGCGCUUACGCUACUGCUGCAGGAGAUCCAAUCCCUGACCUCCUCUAUGCGAAGGAAUCAGCGAUGGGCAACAGGGUCCGCUCAGCACUUUACGACCUCGCAGCCCCCGCUUCCGCCUUACCUGCGCGCGGGGGGCAAGAAGCGCGGAUCUCCACCUCGGAAGGGGCGGGCAAGUCUGGACGGAGGUAAUGUGGAUGAGGGGGAUUUGAUGCUCGGGUUCGUGGAGCUUCGGCGUAGCUUGAUAGAGACCAAGAACAUCUCCACGCUGCAGCCUUUGGACAUCUCGGCGCCGUUCCUCGCUCUCAUACGAUCGCCUUUGACGUCUGGACCUAUCACCUCGCUGGCUCUGACCUCGCUCAACGCGGUCAUCCUUAACGUUCUCCCAUUGUUCCUCGCUCCUCCCCCAAAGGUCACAACUCCUUCGACCCCGCUCCAGGUCUGCCUCGCACACAUCACCUCGACUCUGUCGUCAUGUCGCUUCCCGUCAUCAUCGCCGCAGCAGGACGAGCUGGUCCUGCUCCGCCUACUCCGGGUGAUCGAGUCGCUAGCCAUGCCUGUUCCGAUGCCGAGCAGCAGUGGGAGCGGAAGCAUGCUGGAUCAGAUGGCGGAUGAGUCGGUGUGUGAGCUAUUAGAGGUGGGACUGGGGAUGUUGGCGCGCGCAAGGCUGAGUGAGGGGCUGCGCGGGACCGCACAGAGCUGCGUCCAGAUCAUCGUCCGGGCGGUCUUUGGGCGGCUAAAGGGGUUGACGCAGGAGGAUGUCGACAAGCUACUCGAGUCGGCCAAGGAAAAGGAGAAGGAGGCGGAGGUACAAGAGAAUGGCAAGGACGAGGAGGACCUCACGCCGCCGCCAUUCACGCCGUACGGUCUACCCACCAUCCUCGAGCUUCUGCGCGUCCUCAUUGCGCUACUCGACCCGGCGGACCAGGCGCACACCGACUCGAUGCGCCUCGCUGCGUUAUCAGUGCUCAACACGGCGCUGGAAGUCGGUGGGAGUAGUCUGGGAGAGUGGUCAGAGCUUCGAGAAGGGGUCAGGGACGAAGGGUGUCGAUACCUCUUCCAAUUGACCCGGUCGGACGCGUCGAUCCUCCUCGGCCAGUCCCUCCGAACUACCUCCACCCUCUUCUCCACUAUGCUCCCUCAUCUCAAACUCCAGCUUGAACUCUUCCUUUCGUACCUCAUCGACCGUCUCACACCCCAAACACCUCCCCCUCAAAUUAACUAUGGCAACUCUUCGCGCCCCAGUACCCCCUCCACCGCUACUUUCGAUCACACCGAUACUACACCGUCUACACCGCGGCCCAUCUCCCUCCUCCCGCCUGUACCCAACGAGACGCGCGAGCUCAUGCUCGAGACGUUGACGCAAAUAGCGCUCAGGCCGAGCUUUAUGGCGGAUUGCUGGGUCAACUAUGACUGUUCGGCGGAUAGCGAGGAUAUCUUUGAGCGAUUAAUUGGUUUCUUGACGAGGGGAGUGUACCCGUCUGGUCCGCCAAAGCAGGAUGGGACGACCAACCUCUUUGAUGGACUCGACGCGGCCCAGCUGUUGAGUUUGGAGAUAUUGCUGGGGCUUGUCAGCUCCAUGUCGGAAAGGAUGGACGAUGGGGGAGAGUCAUGGCCAUCAUCUGCGCCGCCAGCGUCCGACUUUAGCGACCAAAAAGAGCGCAAGGGUGUUCUCCUUGCCGGUGCAGCGGCCUUCAACGCCAAACCCAAGAACGGUAUUGCGUUCCUCGAAAAAGAAGGUGUCAUCACCGUUGACCCCUCUGCGCCUGGGACGGACGAGGAAAAGCGGAAUAAGGCCAUUGCCAAGUUCCUCCGGUCAUCGUCUCGGCUCGACAAGAAGCUUAUCGGAGAGUACAUCUCUGGGCACGAUAAGGUCGACCUGCUCAAGGCUUUCCUGGCGUCUUUCGACUUCAAGGGGAAAUCCAUCGCGGAUGCUAUGCGGGAACUACUCGAGACUUUCCGGCUACCGGGCGAGUCGCAGCCAAUCUCGCGUAUCACCGAGGUGUUUGCAGAACAACUCUUUUCCACUUCUCCCCCGGAGAUCGCCAGCCAAGAUGCCGCCUACGUCCUAGCCUACUCGGUCAUCAUGCUCAAUACGGACCAGCACAACCCUCAAAACCGGAAACGCAUGACCAUCGACGACUACAAGCGGAACCUGCGCGGAGUCAAUGAUGGGAAGGACUUUGAUCCUGAGUACUUGGCGGCGAUCCACGAGAGUAUCAAGAAGAAGGAGAUCAUCCUGCCAGAGGAGCAUGUGGGGCAGCCGGGGUUCGAUUAUGCCUGGAAAGGAUUGAUGCAGCGGGCGAGGACUGCAGGCCCGAUGAUCUCGUGCAAUACCGCCCAAUUCGACGAGGCGAUGUUCAAGCUCUCUUGGCGUCCGCUCAUCUCGUCCAUCGCCUACGCGUUCACCAUGUCGGCCCAGGACGAGCAUGUCAUACAAAAAGCCAUCACUGGGUUCCGGCAAUGCGCCUCGCUCGCUGGCCACUUCAAACUGCCCGAGGUAUUCGACACGAUCGUACAGUCCCUUGCGGCAGCGACUGGUCUUCUCGACGAGGGUGACUAUCAAAUGUCCAACUUCCCCAUCGUCGAGAAGGAUAACCAAAGUCUUAUUGUCUCUCCCUUGGCGAUCCGCUUUGGCCAGAGCUACCGGAGCCAACUCGCCACUGUCGUCCUCUUCACUAUCGCGAACGGGAAUGGCGCGGCGAUCCGGUCCGGCUGGACGCAGAUCUUCGAGAUGUUCCAAACGCUCUUUUUGCACUCGCUCCUCCCGGCCCCAAUGCUUCAGAUGGAGGACUUCCUGGCCGGACAGACCACCAUCCCGAUGAAGGCAGCGGCGGCGCCGCAGGUGGAUCGAAGGCCGGAGGGAGGUCUGCUUUCGGCGUUGUCAAGCUAUUUGCUCAGCCCAUACGGAGGCGAGGCGGAGGUCGUUGCGGUAGAGACAAGCGAGGAGGACGUUGAGAACACGCUGGUAGCGGUUGAUUGUCUGAAUUCGUGCAAGCUGGAAGAGCUGUAUGCGGAGAUCCUGAGCCUGGACGUGGACGCCCUCAUUCCUGCGCUACAAGCGAUUCGACAACUCGCAGAAGACCGGACGACCGGUAAACUCACCGCUCGGCGAAACAGCACCGAGCUGAGCGAGACUGGCUCUCCGCGGCGAUUCCAGAACCUCGACGGGCCGCUCCCGUACGAUCCGGCCUGCGUCUUUCACCUGGAGAUGAUGGUCUCUUUGGCGAGCAGGGGGAAGAAGCAUAUCGCCGAGACUUGGCCGAUCAUCUUCGAAUACAUCUCGACCCUUCUCAGCUCGGCCCAGAGCUUCAGUGUCCUGCUGAUUGAGCGUGCUGUUGUCGGUCUCUUGCGACUAUGCCUGGUGGUUUCGGAGACCCCUACUCUGCGGGAUCAACUCUACAUCGCCCUCGACGUGCUCCGCUCUCUACCUUCUUCGGUCCUCUCGGCGGUCUCGGAGCAGCUCAUGGCUGGAAUCGCCAAGAUCCUCGAGAAGGACACGGAAGUCGUCAAGUCCCAGACAGAAUGGGGGCUCAUUAUUGCUCUUUUCCGGGCUACCGUCAACCACCCCGAGGCGAGCAAGGUGACAUUGGGGAUUGUAAGGCGGAUGGUGAAUGAGCAGAUCCCGCCAGUGACGCUUGACAAUUGGGGAGGGGUCGUGGCGCUCUUGGACGAGUUUGCGACCGGUGCGGGGGCAGCUACGGCGGGCAGGGCGCAGCGCAAGACUCCUCAGCAGGCUUCACUCGGUCCUGCGGUCGAACGAGGCCUCUCCGCCCUCGACUCGGUAUACGACCUCCGCCUCGUCAUUCCCGCCCUUACCGCCUCUUACCCAUCCACAAACGCCUGGGACACCUUCCACUUACCCCCACUCCUCAUCCUCUCCAAACACUGCAUCAACCACUCGCGCGAGAUCCGCCAACGCGCCAUAUCGUACCUCCAGCGUAUCCUGCUCUCGCCCAACCUUCUCGAUAUCCAUGGCAACCCCGAGACGCUGCCGGUCAUCUUUGACCGAGUGCUCUUCCCCAUCAUGGAUGAGCUGGCGAAACCGCAGCUCGAGUCGGGGAUGGGCGAGACGAGGUUGAGAGCGGCAACGCUGCUGUGCAAGGUGUUUUUGCAGUAUGUCGUACGGUUAUCGGAGGGGGAUGUGGUGGGGGAGUUGUUUGUCAAGGUGCUGGAGAAGCUCGAGAGGUUUAUGAGGAAUGAGAGAGAUAUGAAUGAAGCAGGCGAGUCGCUGAAGAACGUCAUCCUCGUCAUGCACUCGUCAGGGAUUCUCUUACCGCCACCGUCGACACCAGCAGCAGCCACCACUGAAACACCAUCCGAGGCGGUCGUAGACACAAGGACGGAUGCGCAGAAGAAGCUGUGGACAGCGAGUAGGGACAGGAUCGAGAGGGUCUUGCCGGGGUUCUUGGAGGAGGUGAUGGCGAAUCAGCCGGAGGAGAAGAAGAUGGAAAAGGUAAAAACGCAGCAGGAGGGGGUGGUAGCUUAG
Messenger RNA from Dioszegia hungarica, 4509 nucleotides. RefSeq lists its product as uncharacterized. Gene Ontology annotation, biological process: regulation of ARF protein signal transduction. The record is from RefSeq and is a predicted model, not a curated record. NCBI's taxonomy places the organism in Eukaryota, Fungi, Basidiomycota, Tremellomycetes, Tremellales, Bulleribasidiaceae. Gene Ontology annotation, molecular function: guanyl-nucleotide exchange factor activity. The transcript has 11 exons. The coding region runs from base 1 to 4509 and encodes 1502 amino acids.